This is a messenger RNA of Schistosoma mattheei, 766 nucleotides long. The record is from the annotation of a GenBank genome assembly. NCBI's taxonomy places the organism in Eukaryota, Metazoa, Platyhelminthes, Trematoda, Strigeidida, Schistosomatidae.
CUCUAAGCAGUUUUUUAAACCCUCAUAAAUUAUAGUAGUACUGUUUGAAUAUGAAAAGGAACAUAUAAGAAAUCUGUAAUUUAACUAAACGAUAAUACCUUCCAAUAGAUACUUCCAGUUACAAAUUUAUUUGAUGAUAAACGUCACCGAAUUAUGAACAGAAACAAGGAAGAACUAAAGCAAAUCUCAUCUCAGAAGCCUUUCAUUCUGGUAUCGUCACACGUAAAUAUGGACAAUAGUAAAAUUUCAUCAGACGAUUCGAUGACUUCACAUGAUACACCUCCAUUUUUAUCUCAUAUGUAUAUUGAUCAAAAGAUUCAUUCAUUCAAUAGUAAAUUUAAUUAUUUAAAACCAUAUUUAUCAAAAGGUUCCAGAGGAUCUUUACCUUAUACACUUAAUAUACCUGAGUCUAUACCAGAGGUUUCUGUUUCACCACGUCGUCAUUCCGUAUCAUUCAAUCUAGUUGAUCGUCAUUCACAAAAUUCUUCGCAUCAUCAACGUUCAAGUUCAUCAUUACUGGACGAUAUCAUAAUUGAACCCAUUGAAUUUGAGAGAUGUUUAUCUCCUUUAAGGGCAUGUGAUCUAGCUGCACCAUGUAGUAAUACAUUCGAAGAAGUUCUAAAAACACUUAAACAAGACAACCGCGAUGAUCGUUAUAGCAAUGAUGAAUUUAUUGGUUAAGAAGGCAUUGAUAUUUCACCGCGACGCCUGAUUUAUAUCUCUUAUUUGUAUAUAUAACGUUAUACGAAAAAGUGCUUAUUUAAAA